Messenger RNA from Penicillium oxalicum, 1341 nucleotides. Its product is annotated as FAD-dependent oxidoreductase. The record is from RefSeq and is a predicted model, not a curated record. The coding region runs from base 1 to 1341 and encodes 446 amino acids. The transcript has 5 exons. Gene Ontology annotation, molecular function: FAD binding; monooxygenase activity. NCBI's taxonomy places the organism in Eukaryota, Fungi, Ascomycota, Eurotiomycetes, Eurotiales, Aspergillaceae.
AUGGCCUUGCACGGUUCUUUUCACCGAGCAUCAGCCCAGCACCGCAAUGUCCUGAGAAAAGGCCUCACGACUGAGGGAAGAUGGUCCCAUUGGUCUUGCAACAAUCGUGCUUUUACGUGCUCGGGCUCGUCUUUUGGCUGGAGGCAGUUGGACGUUGCCGUCGUGGGAGGCGGAAUCGGAGGCAUGUCCGCGGCAACCGCUCUGCGCCGCGCCGGACACAAAGUGUCGAUUUACGAACGGACCAAUUUUAUCGGUCAGGCCGGGGCUUCGAUCUCAUGCGCCGCGAAUGGAACGCGCUGGUUGCACGAAUGGGGUGUAGACGUCGCUCAGGGCGAUGGGGUCAUUCUACGAAAGCUCAUCAGUCGCGAUUGGACGACAGGGAAGAUCCUCACUGAGUACGAGCUGGAAGACUAUGAGAAGCGAUGGGGAUAUGUGUACUACAUGUUCCAACGGCAGUCUAUGCACAAAAUGCUCGAGAAUGCAGCAUUGGGGGAGGGAGCCGGGGUGCCAGUACAGCUCUUCUUGAGUCACAAGUGCAAGAAUAUCGACCUCAAGACUGGUCAGAUUGAGUUUGAGAAUGGAUCUUUGGUCAAUCAUGAUCUCAUUGUCGGCGCGGAUGGCAUUGGAUCUGCCGUUCGUGGUAUUCUCGGUAUCUGGCCGGAGAGGCGACCUGCUGAGUCUAGCUGCCUGCAUGCAAACGUCAUUACUGAAGAUGCCAUCGCCGCUGGUCUGCCGGAUUUCUCGCAAGAUGAUGCCCUGCAGUUCUGGGGCGGCCAUGGCCAGAGCUGGGACAAGAUAGUUCUCUCUCCAUGUCGAGGGGGCAAACUACUUUCCUACUAUUGCUUUUUCCCAAGGGAGAAAGGCGACUAUACGAAUCAUUCCUGGGGUGAACCGGAUCGGACAGUGGAAGAAUUGCUGGCGCCGUAUCCCGAGCUCGAUGUGCAGGUCCGCGGGCAUUUAGCACUGGGGAAAGAGAUCCAGCCAUGGCGUUUAUGGAUGCACGACCCGUAUCCAUAUAUCACAAGGAACAUGGUCUGCUUGCUAGGUGACGCGGCUCACCCUAUGAUGCCUCACCAAAGCCAAGCCGCCUGUAUGGCACUUGAGGAUGCGGCCGCCUUGGGCAUUCUUUUUGGCAAGAACUAUUUCACUGGAGAUGUUUGCGACUCCGUCUCUACUUAUGAGUUGAUUCGUUUACCCAGAGCAACCAAGGUUCAAGCAGCAGCGGCACGAGCCUCGCAGAAUAUCAACGAGCGAAUUGGUUUCUCCAGCAACAUUGACAAUCCAGUCUACACAGUGAAGAGCGAGCAGGCGAAAUUGACCAUCGAGGAGAUGAAUGCGUGA